CAAAUAAAGGUGCAGCCCUAGCUAGCUAGCUACUACUUCAUUUCUACUUCUCGCGCGCUCUCGAUAUUUGGGCGAAGACCAAGGAGUGAACCAAUGUCGCGUUGGGAGGAUCGCCAUUCUGACUCCAAGCGCCAUCGUUCUAGGUUCGACAGGGACCCCAGUCCCAAGCGGUCUAAGAGGGAUGGAAAACCAGAACCAGAGAGGCUACCUAGCAGUAAUAGUUUGGACAUCAAAAAUAACACAGAGCAAGACCAAAAGCACCGUCCCUCCCUGCAAGAUGGAUCGCCACCUAAAAGUUUGGCACCAAUGGAUUCUAAAUCCGAAAAAGGGGCUUUAAGCAGUGACACUGACAGAAAACCCAACGGGAAGCACGAAGGAACAAAGCUUUCUGCAGUUCCAACGGAUGGACCUCGACCCCGGUCUUAUUUCAAGCAUGACGAGCGUGGUAAUGCCGCGCGAGUUGGUCGAAGCUCGGGUAGAAACACAACUAGUGAACGUGGAUGGUGGAGAGAUUCAAGGGAUCAACAUAAUGAGAGGACAGAAAAUAAGAAGUCAACCAACGAGACACGAAAGAGAGAUGAUGGAGCCAAAGGAGAUGAAAAAGCCAACUGGCGCCAUGACAGGUUCUCUGAAGUGGAAGCUGAUGCUCCACAUGCAAGGAAAAGACCUUCAUUUAGAGAGAAAAAAAUCCAGGCUGAUUUUGAACAAGCUGAUGGAGCAGCACCAGAGACUGCAAAGCUGAGAUAUCUCGAUCAGCCUGUCAAAGAAAACAGAAAGGAGGAACAAGGCCACAACACUCGCUAUUUUGAUAGAAACGAAAAAGCGUUGGUUGGAGACGGGGCAGCACAUAGAAGAGAAACACAGAAGAGAGGUGGUUUUCCUUCAAGGGAAAGGUAUCGUGGUGGUGGCGAUGAUGAUGUAAAUUAUAGAAGAAGAGAUGGAUUGAUUGGAGGGAGGUCUGAGUUCCGUGGCGGUAGUGAUGGUCAUGAUAAUAAGUGGAAGCAUGAUUUGUAUCAGGAUGCUAAUAGGAGUCCAACACCUAAAAAUGAAGAGGAUCAAAUUGCAAAGGUGGAAGCACUCUUGGCUUCAUAGGUUAUGAUUUACAACUAUUUUUAUCAGCUGGUGCUUAAGUUUUGGAGUUGUGUAUUAAAAAAACUCUAUUACUUUUUGUUUUGUGUUUCUAAACAUGUAUGUUUUUCUUUAUUUAAAAAAGUACUAAUUUUGAGUAAA
Cannabis sativa is the source of this 1230-nucleotide messenger RNA. RefSeq lists its product as uncharacterized. The transcript is spliced from 4 exons. The coding region runs from base 94 to 1092 and encodes 332 amino acids. The record is from RefSeq and is a predicted model, not a curated record. NCBI's taxonomy places the organism in Eukaryota, Viridiplantae, Streptophyta, Magnoliopsida, Rosales, Cannabaceae.